Messenger RNA from Hermetia illucens (black soldier fly), 2300 nucleotides. RefSeq lists its product as uncharacterized. The transcript is spliced from 4 exons. The record is from RefSeq and is a predicted model, not a curated record. NCBI's taxonomy places the organism in Eukaryota, Metazoa, Arthropoda, Insecta, Diptera, Stratiomyidae. The coding region runs from base 282 to 2204 and encodes 640 amino acids.
CAGCUCCAGUUUAGAUUGAACUGUUCCAAGUAACGAUCGUAUUUGCGUGCAAAAUCCCUUGUCUGCUCCAACUGGGAUCGCGAUUUGUUAAACCGUUGAUGCUGUGCUGAUUGCAGUGUAUGAUUUCGUGUUUAUUAUUUUUCAUUCCUUGGUUGUGAUCCGAUAGAUUCGCGUUUACCAAUGCGGUGACUACGGUUCCGAUUUUUUCAAUAUAUUAAAUAAAAGAUUCCAGUGAGAAAACUUAAAUUAUUUUAUGGAUUAAAGGAUAAAACCUGUUCAAAAUGAAGAUAAUACUUUUUUUACUUCUUCCGACCAUAUUCGCCAUCGGAUCAUGUGAACCGCCACCAAUUCGGUCUUAUUUGCCACCUAAAAAGAAUUACCUGCCACCCAGGAAUACAUAUUUACCACCAUCAGCAAAUCAACAGCUUUCAGUUCCUCAAAAGCUUGCACCUGGAACAUUUAUUAUUCAAGUCCGAAGCGAUGCUGGAAGACCAAAGCUAGUAAUUAAACGGGGACCACCGCCUGGUAAACGGCAUUUACCUGGCAACGUGCUGCUACAUAGACCAGCACAACCAGCUCCACCAGGACGCUUUGCUAAGCCAUUGAAAUUCAUCCUCUCACCACAGUUUCUAUUCAAACCAAGCGUAGGCUUCGGUCACAGUAAUAUAAGGAAACCAACAAGAGUUACAAAAUUCAGACUAAACUCGCCGAAAAUUCCAAACGGAUAUGUAUAUGAGAAACCCUUCUCACCUGUUCCAUCUGGACCACAUUAUCAGGUUGAUAACCAUAUUGACUUACCACAAGACUAUCAAUUUAGCCCAAUUCAUACGAUACCUGCUCCAAACUUAGGCCACGGUGCUGGAUUUUCAGGAAAUCAAUAUCGUUUCAACAAUCACUUCACAAACUCUCAUCAAUACCAAGUAACUGAAGAGCAGACAAAUGAUCAAAUUAUUCAUGAUCAAUUCUCUGGAAAAGUUAAAUAUUUUGCCCCCGAUCCGGACCCAUCGUUGCCCGUGAGGAAAAUUCCACCAUCAGCAGAUCCUUACAGCAUGCCUAGCGAAGGAAAUUCUCUCCCACAGGAUCUUCAAAACCAAUAUCUACCACCGCAACAAAUAUCAAGACCUCCAGCUACAAGUUAUGGAGUACCUAUAAAUUCGAUCCCAGUACCAAAUUUGGUCGAGGGCAUGCCACUCUCUGUUUUCAACCCAAGCUAUUUAGUCUCGCAAUCGAAAAAUCUUUAUGAUCAACAUAGACAGCAGUUACCCAAGCCAGAAAUAGCAGCACCCAGCAGUCAUUAUGGAACGGAAGACUUAACUCAGCAUGUAGCCAGUGACGGGCAGAUAGUUCAUGCUGCCAGUGAUGCUAUCAUACCAGCAACACCAACUCCCCAAACAGACCUAACAGUGCAUCCCUUAGCGCUUUCUCCGCAAAUCGGAACUUACGCCGCUUUAGUAGCCCAACCCCAACUAUCGAGUGCUGUGACUGUUAGUUAUGAAGCUCAUACUGUUCAACCUGACGUAUCGCAACACCUUCAUCUGGAGAACCCUGUGGCACAGGGUGGUUUUGUCGUAUCGAAUUAUUAUGGUGCCCAAGGAAGCGAUUUACAGCCAUAUUCCCAACAGUUAGUCGGAGACGCUAGUAAUCAUCAGCAAUAUGUAGAUAUUCAAGAAUCACCUCAGCCAGUGGUGACACCAACUCCGCAACCCCAAUUUAUCGUUACACCCAGCAUUCAACAUCCCUUUGUUGAUCAGAAUACACAGCAACAACUUUUAGCAAACGGUCAUCAGCAAUAUCCCAUUCAAAAUGAUCAGCAACAGCAAUUGUUUGCUCCAAAUCACAGUCCUUAUUAUGUGGACCUUUCUCAGCAACAGUUACAAAAUCAACACACUCUAGAGGAAGCCAACCAGCAACUUCAGCAACAGUUGUUCGACGCUGGAGCACAGGAAUAUUCUACGAAUCAGAAUAUUCAACAGGAAAUUUCGGCAUUUGAUCAACAUCAAAGGCUCUUGGAACAACAAUUUGGCUCAACACCUUUUGGGACUUAUGCCCCGGACGGUAGUUUUCAGCAGCCAUCAAACCUACACAAACGAUCCGAUAAACUGUCGGAUCUGAUAAGUAAAAACGAAUCAAAGGAAGGAGAAGUAACAGUGCCUGCGUCCUCUGAAGAAAAACCCAAAGAAGAAAGCGCUCAAAAUGAGAAGUAGCUUUUCAAAUUAGAUUACAUUUCUAGGUGUAUGAAAAGAUAACUCUAUGAUAUUAUUCUAAUAUUAGGAAAUAAAACGUAUUUAUUUAUUAAUUCA